ACCCCAACACUCAAAAACCCUCUUCUCUUCUCUCUUAACAAAAUCCCUAAUUUCUUCUCUCUUUCAGCCUCUACUACUUCGUCAAGUAGUAUCAUCAGGCUGCGAUGGCGUUUUUGAGUAAAUUCGGCAAUAUACUUAGGCAUACUGCAACCAAGCAGACUGGAUCUGCAUUGGCUCCUUCCAGGCCGUCCAUCUUUCAGGCCAUAAGAUGCAUGACAACUGGGGCAAGUUCUAAGCUGUUUAUUGGAGGUAUUUCGUUUCAGAGUGAUGAACAAAGUUUGAGAGAUGAAUUUGCCAAAUAUGGUGAAGUUGUUGAUGUAAGAAUCAUCACAGACCGUGACACUGGUAGAUCGAGAGGAUUUGGAUUCGUCACUUACACUUCCAGCGAGGAGGCAUCAAGUGCCAUCCAGGCAUUGGAUGGUAAUGAGCUUCAUGGCCGCCGUGUAAGGGUGAAUUAUGCUACUGAUAGGCCUCGCAAUAACUUUGGAGGAGGUGGUUAUGGUGGUGGUGGAGGAUAUGGAGGCGGCGGUGGCGGUUAUGGAGGUGGAGGUGGCAGUUACGGAGGUGGAGGCGGCAGUUAUGGAGGUGGUAGCUACGGUUCUGGAAACGCUGAUGGUGGAUACGGUGGAAGUGGAGUUGGCUACAACAGCAGUGCCAAUUAUGCAUCUGGAAACACUUUUGACAAUGCUGGCACUGGUGGUUUCGGUGCUACUGACAACAGCUUCUCUGCUGGUGGAGCUCAAUUUGGAGAGGACAAAAGUGGUUUUGAUGAGCCAUUAGAAGGAAACAAUAGGGAUGAUGAUGACACUGCAGACUUCGAGAAAAGGGCCUGAAUUUUAAGAGAUUAGUUCUCUUGUCUGCAGUUCCUCAAGUAGAUUGUUUUUGUCAGAACUUCUAGUGCCUCUCUCCUGUCAUCCCUCUGAACCUUUUAUUUCAUUUGUGUUAAAUUUGGCUUUGAACUUAAUGCACCGCUUGCUGUGCUUUAUCAAACCUGAAUUCUGGAAAUAAUUGUAAUUCAAGGUUUCCUUAUAUGCUUGGUAAUUGUUUUUAGUGUCCGGAGUUCUUUAGUCCUUU
Fragaria vesca subsp. vesca is the source of this 1074-nucleotide messenger RNA. RefSeq lists its product as uncharacterized. Bases 105 to 833 code for a protein of 242 amino acids. Gene Ontology annotation, molecular function: RNA binding. NCBI's taxonomy places the organism in Eukaryota, Viridiplantae, Streptophyta, Magnoliopsida, Rosales, Rosaceae. The transcript has 5 exons. The record is from RefSeq and is a predicted model, not a curated record.